Messenger RNA from Hippoglossus stenolepis (Pacific halibut), 1247 nucleotides. RefSeq names its product renalase, FAD-dependent amine oxidase (gene rnls). Gene Ontology annotation, cellular component: extracellular region. NCBI's taxonomy places the organism in Eukaryota, Metazoa, Chordata, Actinopteri, Pleuronectiformes, Pleuronectidae. Bases 122 to 1177 code for a protein of 351 amino acids. The transcript has 7 exons. Gene Ontology annotation, molecular function: oxidoreductase activity, acting on NAD(P)H. The record is from RefSeq and is a predicted model, not a curated record.
UAAAUAGACAGUGGCGUCUUCCGCUUCCGGUUUAAUUUAACCCUCGUUACACCUGGGUGUCAUUACUAGUGUGAGGAGUUAGUCCGGGUUGGAGCUCAGCGGAAGUUAACUCGGGAUAAAAAUGUCUCGGGUGUUGAUCGUUGGCGCGGGUCUGACAGGAAGUGUGUGCGCGUGUCUGCUGAGGAGAGAGCUUCAGAAUAAAGUUCAUAUCGUGGUCUGGGACAAAGCCAGAGGUUCAGGAGGGAGGAUGUCGACCACUCGUCCUCCCGACCCAUCGUCUCACUCAGCUGAUCUUGGAGCUCAGUACAUCACGGCCACACCGGCCUACGCUCAGUCACACCACAGUUUCUACUCAGAGCUCUUGUCCUCUGGUGUCCUGCAGCCCCUCCUCACUCAAGUUGAAGGUCUGAAGCACAAAGACAACGAGAGGAACUACGUGACACCACUGGGCAUGUGCAGUGUGGUCAAACACUUCCUGUCUGAGUCAGGAGCUGAUUUGUUCUUCGAGCAUCAUGUGACCGGCCUGUACCGCUCCGGUGCAUCAUGGGAGGUGGAGAGGAAGGCGGGAGCCAGCGAGACGUUUGAUGCCGUCAUCCUGACGAUGCCGGUGCCUCAGAUCCUGCAGCUGCAGGGAGACGUGGGACAACGUGAGUCUCUGAUGCUGUCCGUCCAGCAGAGGCAACAGUUAGACGGGGUCGUGUACUCGUCUCGUUUCGCCGUCGCUCUCUUCUUCCCUCCAGACGUCGUCUUCAGUUUCCCGUGGGCGGCUCGAUACGUCCACGACAACUCCUGCAUCCGCUACAUCGCUGUGGACGACCGCAAACGCAACACAGACGCUCCCGGCCGUGGCCCGUCCCUCGUCGUCCACACUAGCGUCCCGUUUGGCCUGGAGCACUUGGAGCGAGACAAGGAGGAUGUUCAGCCAAUCAUCUUAUUGGAGCUCCGCAAGCUGCUCCCUGACCUGCCUCAGCCAAUCAGCAUCAAGUGUCAGAAGUGGCGGUACUCCCAGGUGCUGACCUCGGUGUUGAACUGUCCGGGUCACAUGACCCUCCUCGACCAACCGCUCCUCAUCUGUGGCGGCGACGCGUUCAGUCACUCCAACUUCGACGGCUGCGUGGAGUCAGCACUGAGCGUGGUCGGUGUGCUGAAGGCCUCGUUCACACCGACAUCCGACUGAUACUCGUCAUCAAAUGUUUCAUUAAAUGACUGAAAUGUUUUUUUGUCUUUAAAUAAAUAUCUGAUUUGAA